ACUCGACUCGCAUUCACAUAAUUCAUCGAUAUCCUAUCGCAAAGCAAAUUCGAGUCGAAUCUCAAGAAGAUUGUUUUUCCCUCAAGCACCUGAUAGUGUAAAUAAACAAAUUGAGAAAGAGCAAAAAAAAAUAAAUAAAAUUACAAAGAUAAAUUAUUAAAAAUUAUGAAAGAAGGAUGGAAAGUAUUUCAAUUUACGCGCGUUUUUCGCGCUCUUAAUCGGAGCGCCAGAUAAGAUAGCGCAUUUAGAAAUACCGCGAGUAUGGAUGGAUUUUUCACACAAAACCAUGAUCCAUCCUACGCGUCUGAUGCGUUCUGAUUCGAACGCGAAUCGCGCUUUCUCGGCGCCGGCCAACAUAAACACAGGACUCGAGGAUGACUUCGACUGCGGACUCAAGGUGCUGCCGUGCAUCGGCGAGAAGAUGGGGUUGAAGAAGUUUGCCAAUGUCGGGGUGUUCAUCUUCCUCUCGGCGAUGCUGGGACUCCUGCAGGCCAUCGCAUUCGCCUACUUCAAAGGCACCGCCAGCGUCUGGUCCAGGCAGUACAAUUUCAACAACGAAGUUACAGAUUGGCUCAUUUAUUCGUGUGACGUUUUCGGUGGCGCUUUUUCGUUAUUGAUUAGUUAUUGGGGCAACCGAAUUCACAGAGCAUCCUGGUUGGGUGCGCUGUCUAUAUUCCAUGCCAUCUCUGCGGCGACGUUAAUCAUCCCCGAGCUGUACCACCCCGGAACCGCGGAAAAUCCGAACGUUACGCAAGUUGCCCUGGAGAGCGGAUUCUGUGUGAAGAAUAGCCACCAAAAUCAAUUGGCCAUUGAUCAGGAUGGAAGCAUGUACAUAGCUUUAGUGCUGAUCUGCAUUUACCAGAUGCUUCAGUCCUUCACGACGGUAUCAUUCCUAACCCAUGGCAUUACAUAUAUCGACGAUCAUAUAGGAGAUCUAAAUAAGAGUCCCAUCAUCAUUUGUAUUCUUUUAUUAGCGUACGAAAUCGGAAAACCGAUUGGUUCAUAUUUGACUUGGGUCCCAAUUGUUUUUAAUCAAAAAUUGUUUGUAUCUUUUGCUUGGUUAAACGUUGUGAUUUUGAUGUUUAUCGUGGGAUUUUUCAUCACUUUGUUUCCACGAAAAUUGCCCUGCAAUAUUAUUAAAAAGGCGGCAUCUACAAUUCUCGAUCAAACCAAUAAUAGUGAAGGGUCUAAUAAUAUUCCUCAAAUAGACACAGGUUUUCUGGCGACAUUCAGGAGGGUUUUCAUCAAUAGAAUUGUGAUUCUCAACGCUAUCGCUGCAACUCUUAUGAGUAUAGCUAUUACAAAUUUUUCACUGUUGAGUAAUGAAUUUUUCCGAACUCGUUUCGUUGAUACCUCUUCGACGAGAGAUUAUAGGAGUACUUUAGCAACAGGAAUGAAUCCAGGUCUCAUCAUGCAACCGAUUACUAGUUCAGUUGUAAUGAUGUCUGGUUUCAUCAUCAGUAAAUUCAAACCUGGAGCCACGUAUUUAGCCACGUGGAAUGUGGCCAUCUACAUUUUGAUUGCAAUGUCUUUUGGUAGCUACGGAUUCUUGAAUUGCGAAGAGGACGUAUUCAACGAUUACAAUCGUCUUCAGACUUAUUGCAACAAUGGAUGCAACUGCAAUACCAGGGUGUUUUCUCCCGUCUGCGCCGGAAAUAAGACCUACUUUUCGCCCUGCUGGGCCGGAUGUCCAGAUAAAACAUUCACAGGAUGUUCGUGCUCGAAUUUACCAAUUAGUGAGGGUUCCUGCAAUGCGGAAAAGUGCGCUUACAUAAAGAUAUUCGCUCAAUCGAGCGCCGUCCUAACCGACGGUUUAUUGAGCAGCGGUAUCAUAACCCAUUUGCUAAUUACUCUGAGGGCAAUUCCUGAAACAGAUAAGGCCCUGGCCUUGGGGCUCCAUUACACUUUCAUUAAGCUGCUGCCUUAUGUGCCAUUUAAAAUAUUUUACAACUUGGUUAAAGAUUCUUUGUGCCUGACUAGCGAUAAUGACGAGUGCCAUUUCUACCGGGAUUCCUUCCCGACGGUGCUGAGUUCAGUGACCUUAACGCUGAUGAUCCUUGCGGCGGCCGUUGCUUUAACUCUAGUAUUCUUCGUCAAGGAUCUUUCUCUUUACGAGGUGCCGGAAAAGGAGAUGAAACCUAUACCAUUGGAUCGCAUCGACGAGCAGAACGAAGGUGAAGGAGAUCCGAUGAUGCGACGCGGCAUGAAUUCUAGUGGAGGCACUCUUUACUCGGAGAGCGAUAUAGACCGAGGUCUCAGGGAGACGGAGUUUUGAGGCGAUUGUAUAAGAAAAUCAAAAUCAAAGUAUUAA
Messenger RNA from Nicrophorus vespilloides, 2311 nucleotides. Its product is annotated as solute carrier organic anion transporter family member 2A1-like. The coding region runs from base 266 to 2275 and encodes 669 amino acids. Gene Ontology annotation, cellular component: membrane. The record is from RefSeq and is a predicted model, not a curated record. The transcript is spliced from 8 exons. Lineage: Eukaryota; Metazoa; Arthropoda; Insecta; Coleoptera; Silphidae. Gene Ontology annotation, biological process: sodium-independent organic anion transport; transmembrane transport.